GCAUAUUUUCAUGGAUAUUAUCCGGAUGCGCGCAGCUUCAAAACAACUUGGGAAGGUUGACUUUUUAUUUUCAAUGCAUGCUUUAAUGCAUCAAUGCCUUGAGUUACAAAAAUAAAUAGGCUACGUGAAUGCCUUUAGCACAGCUAUUGCAUGGGCAUGCUUUGAUCAAGAGAGGAACCUACAGUACUAUAUUGCUGAAGCAUGUCACUGCAGGCACCUUGCGAUUGCUUGCUUAGGUUAAAACACUGAGCACAGCCGGUGUGAUGUGUUUAUCGUGGUUGCAUGAGCUUGGAUUCUGAAUAUGUGUCCAAAAAUCACAAAACCUUAUUUUGGGGCAAUAACACGUUUAGACGGACGCCGUCUUUGCGAGAAAAAAAAAUCAUGACUGGGAACGUAUUUGAAACGUACGUGAUGCUCUAUGGUUUGUACCCAUAAGAUGACAUGGGCACCUUUGCUCAACAACAAGAUGUUGCCACUCCUCAGAGCAUCAAUUUGGCCAACUAACUCGAGUGGCAACACGUAUUCAGGCAAUUUCUUGUGGUAAAUGUUACUAUGUUGUGUGAUGUGAGCAUGUCUGAGGCGACGCCCAGCGCAACCAGCUGCCCUGUUUCUUUGCAGAUCUCUGAAUUGAGUCGAGGCAACACUCCCGCUGUUGCAGAAAACGUCACAUCUUAUGAGGACACAGGGGGCGUCAGAUUUUGCUGACCUUAGCAUCUUUGGACCAUUGCAAUGGGAAGCUUAUGAAAAGAACACCUUAAGGCUGGUUCGUUUAUUUAAGACAUGCAGCUGUAAUCCGUUCGCGCUGAAGGCUGCGGUACGGGUGGAUAUAUUCGAGUCCAGCGCAGCAGUUCUGGCGCAGCGGGCGGGUGGAAGACCAGGAUCAUUGCAGUACCUGUAAUGAAUGCACGCUGAAAGACAGCUGUCCCUGGACACGAGACGUUUAUUGGUUCUGCUGGUGUCAUGUAAACAAGUCGAUCGACACAAUCAUUUUGCACAUGAUUUUCCCGGCGCGCGUAUGCAGCUUUUCCUGGAUUUGAACACAAAUGAGAGGUGUCCACGAGUAAGAGGCCCACAAUUUCCUUGUUUUUUUCAGGCACCACACCGUAGCAUCCUGACCACAAAUAGCAGGUUGCAUUCAUUCACAGCAUGACUGUUGCCACAGGCGACCCAGUUGAUGAAGCCGCAGCACUUCCGGGUCAGCCACAGGACACGUAUGACCCGGAACCGGACCAUGACUGCUGCGAAAGGGUGGUCAUUAACAUCUCUGGCUUGCGCUUUGAGACGCAGCUCAAAACUCUGUCUCAGUUCCCAGAGACGCUGCUCGGAGACCCCAAAAAGAGAAUGCGCUAUUUUGACCCUCUGAGGAACGAGUACUUUUUUGACAGGAACCGCCCGAGUUUCGACGCAAUUCUGUACUACUACCAAUCGGGCGGCAGGCUUCGAAGGCCAGUCAAUGUGACAUUGGAUAUUUUUUCAGAGGAAAUACGUUUUUACGAGCUUGGGGAAGAAGCUAUUGAGAUCUUUAGAGAGGAUGAAGGAUUUAUCAAAGAGGAGGAAAAGCUUCUGCCGGAAAACGAGUUUCAAAGGCAGGUCUGGCUGCUGUUUGAGUAUCCUGAAAGUUCAGGUGCUGCCAGGAUUAUCGCUAUCAUUUCAGUCAUGGUCAUUCUCAUAUCUAUAGUCAGUUUUUGCCUGGAGACACUUCCGAUUUUCCGCAAUGAGGAAGUUGACACGCAAAAAGAUUCCACAAGCAACUCCAACUCAACAGUUAUCUACACCUCCAGCUACUUUACUGACCCUUUUUUCAUCCUGGAGACCCUUUGCAUCAUUUGGUUCUCCUUUGAGUUCUUGGUUCGGUUCUUUGCGUGUCCCAGUAAAGCAGGCUUUUUUGUCAAUAUAAUGAACAUUAUUGAUAUUGUGGCUAUAAUACCUUACUUUAUCACCUUGGGCACUGAGCUAGCAGAGAAGCCAGAGGAUGGUCAACAAGGACAGCAAGCCAUGUCACUUGCCAUUUUGAGGGUCAUCCGAUUAGUGCGAGUAUUUAGGAUCUUCAAACUUUCCCGGCACUCGAAAGGCCUACAGAUCCUCGGCCAGACGCUCAAGGCAAGCAUGAGGGAGCUCGGCCUGCUCAUCUUCUUUCUUUUUAUCGGAGUCAUUCUCUUUUCUAGUGCAGUCUACUUUGCGGAAGCAGACGAGCCAGACUCGCAGUUUAUAAGCAUCCCUGAUGCGUUCUGGUGGGCAGUUGUCUCCAUGACGACAGUGGGGUACGGUGACAUGGUACCGACUACCAUCGGAGGCAAAAUUGUAGGAUCCCUGUGCGCUAUCGCUGGUGUGCUGACUAUCGCUUUGCCCGUACCUGUCAUAGUCUCAAACUUCAACUACUUUUAUCAUAGGGAGACUGAAGGUGAAGAGCAGGCCCAGUACCUCAAUGUGACCAGUGUCCCCAAGGUAGAUUCCUCUGAGGACUUAAAAAAGAGCCGCAGCGGGUCAACUAUGAGUAAGUCCGACUACAUGGAAAUUCAAGAGGCUGUUAACAACAGCCACGAGGACUUCCGAGAGGAAAACAUCAAAACUGGCAACUGCACGCUUACCAACACUAACUACGUUAACAUCACCAAAAUGCUCACAGAUGUAUAACUGCUUCAAACUGCCUUUACCUAGAAGGUAGGAAGAAGAGCUUUGGGUAGGGGGAUUACACACCCCAGUUUUGAAGGCUUAGAUGCCCAGUGCAAGAAUUUGGGGACAGGAGAACUGAAAUAAGUCAGUUUAACCGGAAGGAUAAACGAAGAAGACCAGUCCAUCAUUUCAUCCCAUUUCCUUCUCGCUCCUCCUCCAGUUGUGGAAAACUUGAUUGGUGGGGAGCGUUGUUCUGCAUCCUUGUGUUCAGUGUCUGCAUGGAGUUUGUCUAGUCUGUGUGACUGUUCUAGUAGUCAUUCUGCUUGCAACAGUAGCCAAAUCGUAGCCUAACAAAAAGAUACAAGCGUAGCAUAGAGGGACCAAUACCUAAAGCCAAUUCCCUCAUUCACUGCCAACCCGAGGACUCCUGCUGAGCAUCCCAGAGUGUAUCUUUACUUUUGGGAAAAACAACAAUUUUGUCUCUCCAAAUUGUAAUCAGUUGCAUAAAAGACAUGGAGGAGAAAACACACUUGGGAAUAUUCAUGAUGAAGGAUGUAUGUCUCCGUGAAUGCACAAACAUGCUGCCAGCAAGAACAGCAUACCGAAACUUUUACAUUCCAUCUUGUUACGGAGACAUACAUGCACAACCAACACUGGGGGCCUGGAGGGGUUAUUACAAUGCCCCUUUUUCUGUAUGUCCUUAUUUCCCUCUUUCUCUGCCAGGGUGGAUCUCAGUGUGUUUCAUAGUAGAGAAAAUAGACUUACAAGUGGAGUGAAGAUUGUUUAGAAGUAGUCCUCCAUACUUUCCAUCACGUCUUUGUUUCACUAUAAAGCAUGACUAGUCCUUCAUUGCAUACUUUUCCCCAUCACUUCCUGUUCCCAGCUUUGUAAGACUUCAUAGCAUUCCAUGUGUAUGAGAAAUGGUCUAAUCCUACAAGCACUGACAGGGGUUGCAAGAGUGUAGAUAUUUUAACUGUGACAUAGCAGCCAACAACAGUAAAACACUAGCUUACUAAGUCAGGGCACCAAAGAUAAAUCCACUGCCGCUGUUUUAAGCAUUUUAUGUUGUUUUUACAUCUUAGUGCCAUUUCAUGGUGCAUCUUGCUCUAGGGUUGGGCCAAUAGACAAUGCCAUCGUCCAUCGCCAUUUAGCAGACAUCACAAUGUUGAGUGGAAUUAUUAUUCCACCCUCCGCAACCCACCCGCAAAAAGCAUCUUAAUCACACUAUAUUUACCAGUGCAAUGCACGCUUAUAAUUUCCGCGCAGUUACUUCAAAUAUUUAAAAAAAUUCUGAUUAUAUAAUGACAUAAUGGAGUUGUUCCCGAUCACAAUACAAUUAUAUUCAAAACUGUUCAAUGAUGUCCGGGAACGGCUGUCGGACUUGCGCGUUUGACCAUAUUUGCCUUCCACCUGCUCCAAGAUGAUGCGCUUCAGGUCGACUAUAAGAGCAUCCUGCUCUGACUCCCUCAGGACACCUUUCAGGUGGGCUAACAUGGGCACAAGUGAGGAAACAGUAACACAGUUUUCUCCAGAGAGAAUAUUUGUAAACUCAGCUACUGGCUUUAACCUGCUGUUACCCGCUUCCAGAACGGAGUGGGCGGUGACUUUUGUCCUGCUUGCACUUGUUUCAGGAUUCUCUCAUUUGCUGUUUGGAGCUCUGAAUGAUACACAGCAAAAAUUAAUUUUCAAUUAAAAAUCUAUAAAUUGGAAAACAGCUUGUUUUUUCAUUAUUUCUAAAAAAAAAAUUAAUAAAACUAAUAUCGACUUGAUAUUUAUAUUUUAAUUUCUAUGCACAUAAUGACUAUGAAAUAUAAAACUCUAAUGAAUUCAAAUUUUAAUUAUUUUUAUUUCCCAUUUAUAAUUUGUGCAUAGAAACAAUAAUAUUACAAACCUAAUUUCUAUUGAUAUUGUCGUAUCUUUUGGCACGCUCCAAAGCAGCUGACCAAAAAAGAGCAAUGCGGACCACACAUCAGAGGAUUAAAACAUUAAAUUGAAUGUUUUCCCGAUGUCAUCGUCCAUGGCAAUGUUUUAUUGUCGACAUUGUCUGAUGCCAAGUUGGUAGACUUGCCCAACCCUAUCUUGCUCUUAAUAUGAUGCUGGAGAAUCUGGAUAAAAGUUGUAUGAAAGUUAUGCUUCCAUGAAUAGCAUUUUUAAGAGAUAGCAAAUAUUCUGCUACUUUUGUGAUGCAUGUCUGGUACACAUUCCUCGUAGCAUGCAUGUAAGCGUAGUAAGAAUAAUGCAUACGCAUAAAACUAGUAAUAAGUAUUCAUAUCUUUAUCGAUAUAAAUAUUUCUCUCUGUGUGAUUAACAGUAUGUGCAAUACUAUAAACGCCUUUUUUUAAGGUUGGACAAUUUUACAGAUAGUUUUCAAUGCUAAUAGGCUAAUACAUUAGUUAAUAAGCAUUUUCAGGGUCUUUGGUUGGUUGAUCUAUGGAAAGAGAGUAUGUUGUACCAAUUAUGAGUUGUUCAAAGCACCACAUUUUGAUAUGGCCUUAAAAACCUUUAAAAACUCUUUUUAUAUCUUAUUUAAUUACAAGGGAUUUGGAUUUAGCAUUUUCUUUUUUUUUUACAGGGAAGUUGUGUAAUGACACCAUUACAUCGUUUACUGUAGUCUUUAUAACUGCAGUUUUGGUUAGAAGUUAAAGACCCGAUGAAAUUUUACAUAGCCGAAAUUCUACUCAUUCUACUCAUUUUAAUUUUUGCCGAUAUGCAAAUUCAAAAUGUCUUUGCUGGGAAAUGGACCAAAGAAUUGUGGAAAUCAUUCCCUGCACAUAAGCAUAUAACAAUUUUGACCUAAAAUGCUCCCUAUAUACGGUCCCUCCAGUUUUUCACAAAUUCAACUAAUUAUUUUUUGCAAUCUUGCAUAAUUUGUCAUUAUAUUGCAAAAUAAAUUAAAUGAUCUAUGGAGCUGUUUAUACCUGGCAUUAAGAUGAGUUUUGGUCAAUCGAAUCACUGGUCAAUCGAAUUUGGUCAAUCGUGGACAAGAGACACCUGGUAUUUUAAUUCUAAAGUCUUUUUUUCUCCACUUUCGACUGCUUCUAUCUUGUUUUUCUGAGGGAGUGAUCUGUUGUCUUUUAAACACGAGUGGGAGUAAUAAUGGGUUUAAAAUGGCGCAAAGUAAUAUUAGGUCAGAGUCCGCUGCUUGUGUUAAGUGCUUUUUCUGAUAAUUCCAAGCAAUUGAUGAAAAAAGCUUGCGCAACUUCUAAACGCUUGCAAAAUUAUGAAAGGGGGCAGUGCAGUCGCUUCAGUUUUAUUAAAUGAAAGCCUAACGAUCAUGCUGAACAUCGUUCUCCAAUAAGUCUGUGAGUUGCCUCCAAAGCACAUUCUAUUAAUAACCUCGAUUUUAAUGUUUAAAUAUUACAUAAUUUUUAUAUUAGUUUGGCUUAUUAUUUUAAACAAUGAUAAAACAUAUCAACAAGUAAAAUAAAAUAAAAUCAACAAGUAAAACAAAAAGUAGACUAUAUCAAAAAAGUACAUGUUUUAUCCAUAUUGUGGUAGACCUUGCUCACAAAAAGGUUGGAGACCCCUGCAUUAGAUCAAUAGGCAGAGAGUAGGCAGUCUUUUGUGGCACAUUCAAACACAAAAUCAAUCCGGUCAAAUGCGUUUUCGACUUCCUCUGAAUGUGGUCGAAAGUGGACGAGCUCAGAACGUUUUACCCCUCGUUUACACCUGUAUUUAAUGUCGUCCAAUUGUGAUUCGAUCAACCAAAAUGCAUCUUAAUACCAGGUGUAAACAGCCUCUUAGAUUUUGUCAUGAUACAAAAUUGACAACUUUGUAAAUUAUUAUUUUUUUUUUUACUUCCGCACGUAAACAGUACCUCUCUCUAGCACGCUGCACCCCACAGUUAACAGCCAAUCACAAUCUCAUGACCACACAAAUCAUCACUGCAAAAGUCGCACACCCCAAAAAAAUCACGAAAUCCUGGUGGGACUGCCUAUAAUGAAAGUCGCUUCUCCGACAUGCUAACUCGACUACUAUAAGAUCAAAACGCAUCCCCAUCGAUGCCAAACAAGGCAUUUUGACUAAAUAAUAUUUAUAUUUUAUACAUAAUAUUUCACCAGUGAAGGGCGUGAAAUAGAUUUUUCCUCCUUUUGCUACAUUAGCCACAUGCUAGUUUUGGCUCUGUUGACUGGUUUAAUAAAACUCCUACUUUUUAUAUUUCCUGCGCUGCAUACGCCAGUCAAACUGCCAUUGAGGUAAAUGGAAAUACUAACAGAUUGCACCCUAUAUGUAUCAUACUGUAAACCUCCUUGAUUUCACCAAUCAACCAGCAAUAGCAAGUGGCAUACUGUCAUUAGGCAUAGUGUCUUAUACUAAAAGAUGUCAACACAGAAAAGAAGAUUGCUUUCGUGAAAUAAUUUCAUGGGGUCUGUAAAGUUUUAAAAUCCAAGGAUGCAGUCAAUGCUUUACCCACAAGUAGAAUAGCUAGACAGUAACCAACAUAAUGGCCGGUAUCACCACUGUAUUUGCUGGUGUAGUGCUAUGUAUGUAGAGUUCUAUAAUGUGUGUCAUAUACAAUAGGGAAGAGUGGGGUAAGUUGUCACACUCCAACUCCUGUUUAUAACUCCAACACUAGAGGCUCUAUCUAAAAAAUAGGCACUUUGUGUGACGUGUGGUCAACGUCGCUCUAAUCUGACGUUAGCACAAUUUUCUAGUUUUUUGAAAAAAUUCACACUUUAUGUUUUAUGCAAUACAACAUUAGCACACAUAUCAGUUUGAGGCAUGUUGUCUCAAUGACUUUGGGGGAAGUCGUCACAGGCUUUUCACACUGGAAAUAGUUAAUCCUAGGGUUUCAUAACCGUGGAUUAAUUUUAGGGAUAAUCCCGCUUCUAAAUUACAGUUGCAAAAUGAACCUAGGGUUAAAAGCAGGGUUUGAACAAAGAUAACCCAGGGUUAAGCGCAGUGUGAAAAGCCCUAGAGUUAAUAUUUCCAGUUUUGGUUUGAAUUGAAAAAUUAAAAUGACCAAAUUACUAAAAUCUCUUAUUAUUUUAGAUAGUCUAGUGUGACAACUUACCUGGUCAAAAGUAAACAUUCUCUAUUCAACAGUCUAAAACUCCGUAAUGACAUAAGAUAUAAAAAUAUAAUUAAUGCAACUUGUAAUUAUUGUGCCCAAGACUUCCUACUUUCAUUUGGUAUGAGAUUUAUACCAUUGUGAUGUAUGGUGUUCAGUCAAUGACAGUGUGAAAAGUGUGACAACUUACCCCGCUCUCCUCUACAUACAGUACUAUGCUAGCCACACGGUUUCUACGACGACUACUCCCAUAUCCAAGAAUGUGGUGCUCUGUUCACUCCACUCUUUUCAAAUACUGGGAUUGCCUAUCCAAAUGACACUAUUCUUACCCUUUCCAUAGAUUCAUUGAGGGUUGAGGUUCAGAUCCAUGUCUGCUAAUUUCACUUAUCAACAUUAAUUUGUUUUACGCGUGUUGUGUACGAGUGUCUUGCCAGUAGGAAACGUGAGCAACAUUGCAUCUCAUUACUUUUGGGAUUGGUGGUGCCACUUUUCCUAAUUGUUUCUGUAUGCAGGUACGAUAAGAAUUUCAUACGUUGAGAAUCGUGUGGAUUGUGAAAUUAAGUGGAAACAUUAGCUGAAAGGUGCUAAAAUGUUGAAAAGGAGUCCAUAUUGUGAUUACGAGGUACAUCUUUGAUUUUAUGUUGACCCAUUAACGCUUAUUUGUCUUUUUUGGCAUUUAUUCAUUACAUAACCAUUAUUUAAAUAGAAAAGUUGCACACUCAUCAUGAGAAAAGCAUAGAUCAUGCCUUCAUCCCACGUCCAUAUGUUUUCACCAAUACUGCUGCGUCCUGCCUUUUAAGACUCUAUAGUGUACCCAUAUAAUACAAAGCACACUGAGGAUUCUUGCCAGCCACCUCAGGAACACAGACUUUGUCGAUGUGUGCGUGUGAUGUUGAAUGCAUGCAGAAGCCCUUUUGUUAACAAAUGCCCUUGCAUACUGUAGGAUGGUAUGCAAGUAAUUGAACAAGCCAGGGCACAAAACCCAUCUUAUCCUUUUAGAAGAAUGGGAUUCUCAAAACGAUCUAAGAUUAUUAGCAAGAGUUAUAUGUCCAACUGAUGCUCUCAAAAUAUAUUAAAUAGCAUCUCCAUAGCUGCCUCGUUCAGUCUGAAACUGUGGAUAUAUUGUUUUUAAUAUGUUCACUAUGACAGCCGUACAUUUGUAUUACUCUAGAGAUUUAACGCCUAUGUAUACCAACUUUUAAAGAAUUCCGCUGCUUUCAUUGUUGUCUUAACACAACCUAUAGCUUUAUAAAACGCCUCCAUGUUACGCAGUUUCUUAAUUCACAGCUGCAGUGGUAUCCUUUAAAACGUAUCCAAAUCUAGGUGUAUUGUUGUAUCCGAAUACUUCAUAUACGUUAAGCACAACUGGGAAAAAAACUGUAAUUGUCAUAGAAGCUUUGCCUAUUGAUUACUGUGGUAUAUUAAUGUAUCAGCAAUCAAAGCAAGCCUUUAUCUAUAUAUAUAUAUAAUCAAUACUCAACUGAAUGUCAUUGCAGACUUUACUGUUCACACUCAGGCAUGUUUUUUGGAAAAAAGGAUAGCCCUCAUUUGCUAUACACACAUACAAACAAUAUAAAUAUACAGUGUAUAUAUAGAUAUGAAAGGUUGAAUGUAUGAUGAACAGACCAGAUUUAAAAGCAUGCGUGAUUCAGAUAAAUGACUUCAUUAUGUGUUUAGGUAGUGACAUAAGUGAGAGAGAGUGAUCAGCUAUUUAAAGAGCGACUAGUUUAUGAAAAUGUUAGGCCUUGUUCAGACUGCGCACAAAUCUGAAUUGAUUGUUGGGUUUUUUGGGCUAACUGAAGGCACUGUUGUUUUGAAUGUAUGAAAUUACAUUCAGGUUUUUUUUAGACUGUGAAGUCAUUAUCCAAUAUAGUGGGGUCCAAUAAAGUAUGUAACCAGACUGAUAUCAGUCUAUUACUUCUGCAAAUGACUAAAUUUACUGUUUAGUAAAACAGUUAAUAGUUGUAAAAUUACUGAGCCCCUAAGGUGAUAUUGGAGUAAAAAAAAUCUAAAGUUUACUUUCAUGUGCUCACGCGAAACCUUCAUUUGCAGAUUUUUUUUUACAUUUCGUUUUGCAUGCGCACGUGAAACUAUUGAGGGCGCGUCGACGUGCAAACAACACGGCCAGACCGCUGGUAGGCAGUAACCACGCGUGUAACCACAGUAGCAGCGCAAACGUCAAAGAAGAAGCAGCUUAGCAAGUUAACUCACAAACGAAGAAGAAACAGCUACUUGUUGUGUAUAAUUUGAGAAGACCAGCAAUGAUGGAAGUAAAUAAACAGCGACUUUUGUUGCAGUUUGAGUUAAAUCACUCCUCAACUUGGCUCAUCUUUGUUUUCACCGUCACAAACGGAAAUACCUAUGACGCAGGUUUUUUUACCUGACGGGAGGGGUUCUGGUGGACCAAUCACAGCGCUUGUGGUCCGCGUAGAUCUGACGCGCUGUUAAAUUUUUUGUGAGGUGCGCGUCAGGCUACACAGAGCUACGCACUGGCUACGGAUAGCCUAUGCCGUAGCUACGGUGUAGAACCUACGCACGACUAUAAAUCACCCUUAAAGCGUGCGCACGUAAAACUAGCGCGUGCACACGUAAAGCGAAAGUUUAAAGUUGCACGUGAAACUAUCAUGUUUAGUUUCGUGUGCGCACGCAAAAGUUUCACGUGCGCACUCAAAACUAAACACAAUAGUUUCAUGUGCGCACGCGAUAGUUUCACGUGCACAUGCGAAACUAAACUUUAUUUCAUUUUUGCUCCAUGUCCCUUUAGGGGCUCUGUAUAAAAUAGACACUGACUAUGUUAUCUAUUUUAUACAAAGAUCAGAUUUCCCUGCUUUUAUUGAAACAAAUUAAAUGUAAAUGUAAGCAAAAGGGGAAAGUACUAAACAGUCUUGAAUUUGUACGUAUUUUAUGAGUUGGCUAAUUUGUUUGAAUUCGUAUGAAGUGAAUCGUACAAAAAUGUAAAGUUAUUAUACAAAUAAAAAAAUAAUGAAACCCCACCCAUAACCCCAAUGUCACUGUAAUUAAUACCAAUUAGCCACUUCGUAAAAUACGUACGAAUUGCCUUGAGAUUGUGUUGGUACAAAAAUGUCAAAGCUCUAAUAAAACUUGUGCUGAUAAAAAGUAUUAAAUAAUACAAAUAUCAAACAGAAGCAUUUUUGUAAGAUUUUGGACCCCACUAUACGUUGUCUGCCAUAACAAAUGACUUAAGAAUCAGAACAAUGCCAAAACAUUUGCUAUAACUGAGUAACAUAUUUUACAAAGUCAUGCAUAUGUUCUGUCUAAAAUCUCUUAUUCGCUAUUUACCAACAACAAAAAGCCACGUUGUUUACUAUAUAUGUUCACUAUGUGAGCUUUAGACAUUACUGCAUGCUUCUUAUGGCGAGACAUACUGUACAUUGUCAGAAAUAAAGGUAAAGAAGCUGUCACUGGGGCAGUACCCCUUCAAAAAGCACACAUUUGCACAUAAAGACUGCAUAUGAAUAAUUACAAAGAUAGAUAUUGGUACAUAUCUGUAGCGUCCCAGUGACAGCUUUUUUGUACAUUUAUUUAAGACGCGUCCCCAAUGAGAAAUACACAAUUAAGUUUUGAUUGUUCAUAUUUAAACAUUUGCUGCCCGUCUGAACGAGGCCUUAUUAAACUUAGCUCAUCUUAUCUUUACAUGCACAGAUCAUCACUUCUCUCCACUGUUUAAAGAGAUCUGCUUGAUGUCACCUGGUUGACAAAUAAUGAACUGGGAGCUUCAGUAAAUGAGUGUUGGUCUGCAUGUGUCUAUAUGUGUAUGUGACAUUAUCCCCACAUUGUCAUCCGGAAAGGCCUGAAAAUUCAUUCCUUGUACAAAGCCUUUGUUUUUUAGGAAAAAGAAAAAACUGACAGCUAUAUACAAUAAGAGGAACUGACCAACAGAUGGAGGACUCAAUGUGUUCUCUGGAUGUGAUAUAAGAAAUGUUAUGCACUUUACAAGGAUCACUGGACACUUAAUGCUGAAACUAAAAGACAAUCUUGGAAAGAGAACAAGAGAUGCAUCUUUUCCUUCCAAAAGAUUAUAACUGUAAAGAGAUCUAUGAAUAAUGGUGAUAACAAUGAUUAUGAGGAUGAAUAUAUUAUAAACCAUGAUAAGC
This is a messenger RNA of Paramisgurnus dabryanus, 11739 nucleotides long. Lineage: Eukaryota; Metazoa; Chordata; Actinopteri; Cypriniformes; Cobitidae. The record is from RefSeq and is a predicted model, not a curated record.